CGACUCUGCUGACUGCUGCUGCUCCCACAAAAUUGAAAAUCCCCAAGCCGCCGCCACCGCCUCCUCGCCUUGGCGCAACCCAAAUGUGACGCGCCGCCACCCGGCCACCCGCCACGAUGGAGGCCGCAUCCUCCGCCCUCCCGUGGUGGCUCGCCACCGCCGGCUGCUCCCCGCCGCCGGCACACGGCGCGUCCUCCGUCCCGGGCCGCCUCGCCUUCCUUUUCCUCUCCCCGUGCCCGCAGCGCUCGCUCGCCGCCGCCGUCGACCUCCUCUUCCUCCUCGCGGCGCUCGCGCUCGCACUCCGCGCCCGCCUCUCCCGCCGCGCCGCCCGGCACGACGGCCGCGCGCGGGAGCCCCUCCUCGCCAAGUCCGCCGACCAGGCGCCGCCUCCCGUUCGCCGCGGGAGGAGCUUCCGGCACGGGCUCGCGCUCGCGGCAUCCGCGGUCCAGGCGGCGGGCGCCAUCAUGCUGCUCGUCCUCGCGCUCCUGCGCCUCCGGGGGAGGGCGGCGUUGCUCGCCGUCGACUGCGCCUUCCUCGCCGCGCACGCCGUCGCGCACCUCGCGGCCACGGGGGUCGUCGCCGCAGAGAAGAACCAGGCGGCGGAACCCGCGCGCGUGGCCCACCACUCGGUCCACCUCAGGCUCUUCUGGCUCGGCACCGCGGCUUUCGCCGCGCUCUUCUCCGGGUGCGCUGCCGCCAGGUACGCCGGCGGGGACGCGCUCCUCCCAGACGACCCGCUCGCGUUCGCGUGGCUGGCGCUCUCGCUCCCGCUACUGUAUUUCUCGGUUACCGGCUCCACCGGCCUUGCUGCCGUCGACGCUGCCGCCAAUGGGGUUUCUUCCGACGGUGGCCAUGGCGUCGCGGCUGAGGUGACGUACGCCACGGCGUCGUGGCUCUCGCUCGCCACGUUCGGGUGGAUCAAUCCGCUCAUCACCAAGGGCUCCAGGGCCACGCUCGCUGCCGACCAAGUCCCGCCGGUGGCGCCGGCUGACACCGCCGAGGCGGCGUACUUGCUGUUCGCCUCCAACUGGCCCGCGCCGGCGCCGGGGGCGUCCAAGCCCGAGCGCCCGGUGCUCACCGCGCUGCUGCGCUCCUUCUGGCCACAGUUCCUUCUCACCGCCGUGCUUGGCUUGUCGCACCUCUCCGUCAUGUACAUCGGCCCCUCCCUCGUGGACAGGUUCGUCGAGUUCGUGCGCCGCGGCGGGGAGGUCACGGAGGGGCUGCAGCUGGUCGCCGUCCUGCUUGUCGGCAAGGCGGCGGAGACGUUGGCAUCGCACCACUACGAGUUCCAGGGGCAGAAACUGGGGAUGCGCAUCAACGCCGCACUGCUCGCCGCCGUGUACCGCAAGUCACUGCGGCUGUCCACGGGCGCGCGCCGCGCGCACGGCACCGGUACGAUCGUCAACUACAUGGAGGUGGACGCCCAAGAGGUGGCCAACGUCACACACCAGCUCCACAAUCUGUGGCUGAUGCCACUCCAGAUCGCCGUGGCGCUAGCGCUGCUCUACACCCACCUAGGGCCCGCAGUGCUCACCGCCGUCGCUGCCGUCGCUGUGGUCACUGUGGCUGUGGCCUUCGCCAACAAGCUCAACAUCGAGUACCAGUUCAAGUUCCUCGGCAAGCGCGACGAGCGCAUGAAGGCCAUCACCGAGCUGCUCAAUUACAUCCGCGUGAUCAAGCUGCAGGCGUGGGAGGAGACAUUCGGGGCCAAGAUCCGUGAGCUUCGGGAGGAAGAGAUGGGAUGGCUGGCCAAGUCCAUGUACUUCAUGUGUGCUAACACCAUCGUGCUUUGGAGCGGCCCGCUCACCAUGACCGUCCUCGUGUUCGGCACAUGCGUCCUGACUGGCGUCGAGCUCAACGCGGGAAAGGUCUUCACGGCGACCGCGUUCUUUAGAAUGCUCGACGGACCUAUGCAGAGUUUCCCUGAGGCGAUUGCUGCUGUGACGCAGGCAACCGUGUCUGUUGGCAGGCUUGACAGAUACCUGCUUGAUGCCGUGCUUGAUGACUCGGCUGUGGAGCAUGUGGAGGACACUGACAUUGGUACCGGUUCAGUGGUGGUGGAGGUGCGUGAUGGCAUUUUUGCUUGGGACAUGAGGGGAAAUAAGAAGAAUGAAGAAGGUGAGGACCGUGAUGAGGAUGGUGAAAGUGAUGAAAAGAAUGAUGUUGAGGCAGCACCGGUGUUGGAGACUGUGUUGAAGGGGAUCAAUAUGGAGGUAAGGAGGGGUGACCUUGCAGCGGUGGUUGGGACAGUUGGGUCGGGCAAGUCAUCGCUGCUUUCUUGCAUUAUGGGGGAGAUGGAGAAGAUCUCUGGCACGGUUAGGGUGUGUGGGAGCACUGCAUAUGUUGCACAGACUGCUUGGAUCCAAAAUGGGACCAUUCAAGAGAAUGUCUUAUUUGGACAACCAAUGCAUGCUGAAAGAUACAAACAGGUUAUACGGUCUUGCUGCCUGGAAAAAGAUUUGGAAAUGAUGGAAUUUGGGGACCAGACUGAAAUAGGAGAGCGAGGGAUCAAUCUCAGUGGUGGGCAGAAACAACGUAUUCAGCUCGCCCGAGCAGUUUAUCAAAAUUGUGAUAUAUAUCUUCUUGAUGAUGUCUUCAGUGCUGUUGAUGCACAAACUGGUUCAAAUAUCUUUAAGGAUUGUCUAAGGGGAACGCUUAAAGGAAAGGCUAUCAUACUUGUUACACACCAAGUCGAUUUCUUGCAUAAUGUGGACAACAUCUUUGUCGUUAGAGAUGGUAUGAUUGCACAGUCAGGAAAGUAUGAUGAACUACUAGAAGCCGGCUCAGAUUUUGCGGCUCUUGUUGCAGCUCAUGAAAGUUCAAUGGAGCUGGUGGAGCAAAGUCAUCAAGUAGAGAAAGCUGAACGUUCUCAGCCUGCUGCAGUAGGUAGAAUCCCUUCUUUACGCUCCAGAUCCAUUGGAAAAGGUGAGAAGGUGCUUGUUGCACCAGAAAUAGAAGCAGCCACUUCCAAAAUUAUACAAGAAGAGGAAAGGGAGAGCGGUCAAGUAAGUUGGCGAGUGUACAAGCUAUACAUGACAGAGGCUUGGGGCUGGUGGGGGGUUGUGGGCAUGCUUGCGUUCGCAGUUGUUUGGCAAGGUUCUGAUAUGGCCAGUGACUAUUGGCUAUCAUACGAAACAUCAGGCAGCAUUCCAUUUAACCCAUCCUUGUUCAUUGGAGUGUAUGUGGCCAUAGCAGUUUUUUCGAUGGUCCUUCAAGUAAUCAAGACUCUUCUUGAGACAGUUUUGGGACUUCGAACAGCUCAGAUAUUUUUCAAGAAGAUGUUUGACAGCAUUCUGCAUGCCCCUAUGUCAUUUUUCGAUACAACUCCUUCAGGAAGGAUUCUCAGUCGGGCAUCAUCUGAUCAAACAACUAUUGAUGUUGUGCUCGCAUUUUUCGUCGGUCUGACAAUUUCAAUGUACAUUUCAGUUUUGAGCACCAUAAUUGUUACUUGUCAGGUUGCCUGGCCAUCAGUUAUAGCAGUAAUUCCGCUCCUACUAUUGAACAUUUGGUACAGGAAUCGCUAUCUUGCAACCUCUCGGGAGUUGACUCGACUUGAAGGAGUAACAAAGGCACCAGUUAUUGAUCACUUCUCGGAGACUGUUCUUGGUGCUACAACCAUAAGAUGUUUCAAAAAGGAGAAAGACUUUUUCCAGGAAAAUUUAGACAAAAUUAAUUCAAGUUUGCGCAUGUACUUCCACAACUACGCUGCAAAUGAAUGGCUUGGGUUUAGACUGGAGCUGAUUGGAACACUUGUAUUGUCAAUAACGGCAUUUCUCAUGAUCAGUCUGCCCAGUAAUUUUAUCAAAAAAGAAUUUGUUGGUAUGUCCCUUUCAUAUGGCCUCUCCCUCAAUUCUCUGGUAUACUUUGCAAUAUCCAUUAGCUGCAUGCUGGAAAAUGAUAUGGUUGCUGUGGAGAGGGUAAAUCAGUUCAGCACUCUCCCUUCUGAGGCAGCAUGGAAAAUAGAAGAGCAUCUUCCUUCUCCGAAUUGGCCCACACAUGGAGAUAUUGAUAUUAAGGAUCUAAAGGUUAGGUACCGACCCAAUACACCUUUGAUUCUGAAAGGAAUUAAUAUAAGCAUCAGUGGUGGAGAAAAGAUAGGAGUUGUAGGAAGGACUGGUAGUGGCAAGUCAACUUUGGUCCAAGCAUUAUUCAGGCUCGUCGAGCCAGCAGAGGGGAAAAUGAUCAUUGAUGGAAUAGACAUAUGCACACUGGGUCUCCAUGAUCUGAGAUCUCGCUUCGGCAUAAUUCCCCAGGAACCUGUUCUGUUUGAAGGAACAAUUCGAAGCAACAUUGAUCCGAUUGGGCAGUAUUCAGAUGCAGAAAUAUGGCAGGCUCUGGAGCGCUGUCAGCUGAAAGAUGUCGUGGUUUCAAAACCUGAAAAACUUGAUGCUCCAGUGGCUGAUAGCGGAGAGAACUGGAGCGUAGGCCAAAGACAGCUCCUUUGUCUUGGUCGUGUCAUUUUGAAGCAGACUCAAAUCUUAUUUAUGGAUGAGGCAACUGCUUCAGUCGACUCUCAAACCGAUGCCACAAUUCAGAAGAUCACGCGACAGGAAUUCUCAUCAUGCACAAUAAUUAGCAUCGCCCACAGAAUACCAACAGUCAUGGACUGUGAUAGAGUUUUGGUGCUGGAUGCAGGUCUGGUAAAAGAAUUUGAUGCGCCAUCAAGGUUGAUCGAACAGCCAUCCCUCUUCGGUGCGAUGGUUGAGGAGUAUGCUAAUCGCUCGUUGAACCUAUAGCUCCACCCAUGAUACUCCGGAUUUUAAGAAAUAAGAGUCAGGUUUGAUAGAUUGACUUGAGAGUAUAUAUGCAGAAUCCUGUGCAGAGAAUAAACCUUAGAAGUUUGACAGUAUUAGGAGUGAGCCACGGUGAACCCAAGAUCUCCUUGUCGUUUGUGGCUUUUUGUUACAAGCUCACAGAGGGGCAGAAAUAAGUUGAAAGUUAUCUUUUCAAGGUCUACAGAGACCACUUUUUUUUUAAA
Panicum hallii is the source of this 4978-nucleotide messenger RNA. RefSeq names its product ABC transporter C family member 4-like. Gene Ontology annotation, biological process: transmembrane transport. Gene Ontology annotation, cellular component: plant-type vacuole; vacuolar membrane. Gene Ontology annotation, molecular function: ATP binding; ATP hydrolysis activity; ABC-type transporter activity. The transcript is spliced from 11 exons. NCBI's taxonomy places the organism in Eukaryota, Viridiplantae, Streptophyta, Magnoliopsida, Poales, Poaceae. The record is from RefSeq and is a predicted model, not a curated record. Bases 117 to 4736 code for a protein of 1539 amino acids.